AUGUUCGGGAGGUACUCGCACUCGUUGCCUCCAGGUCGCCACCGCUACAACAUAAUGUCGGAAACCGUCGGCCUGGUGAACAUGAAGAGCGUUUGCCUCGAUGUACCUUUUCAGCGUGUGAUGACCAAGGACAAUUUAGAGAUGAAGAUAGACGCCGUGUGCAUCUUCAAAGUAUUCGACGCCGAGAAGGCGAUGUUCGCAGUUGAGAACUACCAAUACGCCCUCGGCAACCUGGCAAUGGUCACCAUGCGCACAGUGGCGGGGGAGAACACCUUGGCCGAGACGUUCUCCGAGCGGACGCGCAUCAACGCGCGGAUCACGCAGCUGAUCGACGAGGCCUCCGACCCGUGGGGCGUCAAGGUGGAGAGAGUCGAGCUCAAGAGCCUCGAGAUCAGCGACACGAUGCAGCGCGCCAUGGCCGCCCGCGCAGAGGCGGACCAGGAGGCCCAGGCGAAGAUCAUCGCCGCCCGCGCGCAGCGCGACGCCGCGUCCAUCUUGACGGAGGCGGCGGAGAAGAUGGCCGCACAGCCCGCCGCCCUCCGCUUGCAGUGGUUCGAGACGUUGCGCAUCAUCGCCACUCAGGGGAAGAACUGCACGGUGGUAGUGCCGGACGGCUUCGACAACGCGGCCGCACUGUCCGCCGCCAAGGCCGCGGCCUGA
Messenger RNA from Prorocentrum cordatum, 660 nucleotides. Lineage: Eukaryota; Dinophyceae; Prorocentrales; Prorocentraceae. The record is from the annotation of a GenBank genome assembly.